AUGCUUCUCGCCGACGCUAUUUCUGCCAGGAUAUCGGACGUGAAGUCUCAAUCCAAAAAGCGUGACAAUAAGUCAGAGCAGAUGUCUACCAUGCGUAGUCAAGCUCAAUUUCCUCAUAUUCAGGAACCUCGCAACCACAACAGCAGUCUCAUAUCCUCUCCCCUUCUUCGCCUUCCAGCCGAGCUCAGGAUCGCUAUCUACGACUAUGUGUUCGGAGACGUCUUCUACCACUUAAAUGUACACCACGGCCCUGCCAAGACCUAUUCAUCGUUCAACGAAUGCAACCUGGGUCUCAUAGCUGCCUCUCGCCAACUCCACUCGGAAACACGAUUGCUACCCUACAAAUUAGGCAUAUUCACCUUCCAUGUUGCUAUCCCGGAUCAUUCAGAAGACUAUCGUUCAUCUCGCAUAAAACAGUUUGUUGAUUCAAGGACAGAGGAACAGAAGGUCGCUAUCAGCAACAACAUGGAGGUCUUCACAAACUGUGUCAAAUUUAACCCAUGGAUGGUGCUUUAUGGAAUCUCAGUAUGGACACAGGACGAUUGGGAGGUGGCUAUAGCAGAGCAGCUGGAUGAGCAGUGGCUAGAUCAAGAGCUUUGGUAG
Messenger RNA from Alternaria arborescens, 603 nucleotides. RefSeq lists its product as hypothetical. The transcript has 2 exons. The record is from RefSeq and is a predicted model, not a curated record. The coding region runs from base 1 to 603 and encodes 200 amino acids. NCBI's taxonomy places the organism in Eukaryota, Fungi, Ascomycota, Dothideomycetes, Pleosporales, Pleosporaceae.